CUCCACAACUAUCCAGUCCCGUCCUAAAGCGCAGACAUCAACAAGAGAGCGGGUUUACUGAUGCGGGUUCGUUUUCUUAAUAGUCACAUCGUAACGACGCGCUACAAGGACUAAUAUUUUGUAUCAGCUUGACUCAGCUUACAACAAGAUGUUCGGCUUCCACAAGCCCAAAAUGUACAGGAGUUUGGACGGCUGCUGCAUCUGCCGCGCGAAGUCGUCCAGCUCCCGUUUCACGGACAGCAAGCGCUAUGAGAAGGACUUCAGGAGCUGUUUUGGAUUGAGCGAAACACGAUCAGGAGAAAUCUGUAAUGCAUGUGUGCUUCUCGUGAAACGGUGGAAAAAACUUCCUGUGGGAACCAAGAAAAACUGGAACCACGUGGUUGAUGCCAGAGGAGGUCCCAGCCUAAAGAUCACCUCCAGACCCAAGAAAAUAAAGUCCAUUUCCAAGAAAGCAAGGCCACACCAGAUCAACCGUCUGCAGAAAGAGCUGAAACGAAACAAUUCAGACGCCCACAGCACAACCUCCAGUGCCUCCCCUGCUCAGUCUCCCAGCUACAGCAAUCUCUCAGACGAUGGUUCUGACACCGAGCUGAGCCCAGGUUCCAGCAGGUCUCCUGUUUUUUCGUUUUUGGACCUGACUUAUUGGAAGAGGCAAAAGGUCUGCUGUGGAAUAAUCUACAAGGGGCGCUUUGGGGAGGUGCUCAUCGACCCCCAUUUGUUCAAACCGUGCUGCCGCAAAAAACAGCGGCAGCAACAACAGCAGCAGCAAAGAGAGGAGGAAGAAGAGGAGGAGGAGGAGGAGGAAGAUGAGGAAGAAGAAGUGGAGGUAGAGGAAGGCCAAGUGGGGGUGGAAAAACCCCAGAUGGAGGGGGAAGUGAAGGAGACGCCUAUGUGUGAGGAAAAUGCAGAACCUGCUAAGCUAUGCGUCACCGUGACAACACCCCCAGCCAGAAGUGGAGAGGUGGGAGGGGAAAGCUGGUGAAGGCAUGACCCCCCACUUCGCUGACAUCUCUGAAGAUAUCUUGGGGUGCCGUUCUUUUCUUUCUUUCUUUUUAUUCCUUAGAAGGACUUACAGAAAGAAGUUGCCUCAGAUUGCCUUCAAUCAUUAAGCAGCUAAAAAUCCUUUAGUCUUCUCCAUGACAACAUUGGAGGAUUGUUUAUGACGUGUAAAUGAUAACUUAUGGAAUAUCGUUUUUCAUUUUGUUUCUUUAUUUGUAUUUAAUAUUUUUCACCAUCCCAACGAUGGACCAUCAUCUGUGGUGUUAUUGAUCUACUUUAGAUAAAAUGCUGGAGCUCUGGUUUGCUGGUACAUUCAAUGGACUUUAUUCCAAAACGCAACACAUCCACAAAUUUAUAGAAAAAGGUGCUACUUGAAAUUCAUGACUCCAUUUCUAAACAAACAGCAGAACCUAUUCUCACUGUGGAUAUUUUGUAAGCAAACAAGGUAAUAUAACUAUUAUAAAGAGAAUUGUGUUGCUUUCUUUGUAUAGAAUAGAUGUUUUUUUGUUUGUUUUUAAUGGUUGGUAUCCCUUUUUGGAAUGAAUGACACUAUACACUGACAGAGCACAGAUAUGUACAGCUGCCCUUGUGUUUUUCUGUCCUUUCACAAUAAUGUCCACUUCAAUCAAAGGCUUUGUGUUUGUAGUUUGGAUUAGUUUUUCCAUGCAAAUAUGUAUGUGGAUCCCAUUUUAAAUAAGGCCUAUUCACAGCUUCAACAGCAAAUACACCAGCCUUAAAUGUGUGUUACAGACAGUGCUAGUGUUAACUCUGGAUUGGUAUUAAGGAAAUAAAAGGGACAGUAGCUAAAUCUAUUGUGGCCUCAACAACACAUAGUGCAUUUUGCAUGAAUGGCAAGCUCACUCAUCCAAAAGACCUGAAACGAUCUGAUGCAUGAGUCUUCUAAAAUUGCAUGGCCUUAUAGAAACUGUAAAUCUUACUUUUAUUUUUUGGAUCCAUUUCUCUGAAGUUUGAACUUAUUUUUAUAUGUAAAAAAAAUGAAGAGGAAGAAUUAAAGUGUCUUUGCAUAAUAAUUCAACACAAUACAGCAGCAAAACACAAAAUCGGUCUAUAGUCAUUCAGCAAUAUCAACAUCAGUAAUUUCUGUCAUUUCUGGGUCAGUUUAUGGUAAAAGUCUUUAUAUAAGCUGAAAUUCUAUGCCAUUGCCUCUAAUAUACCACAAAUGUGUUGUGACAUAUAGCCUGAUAUUACUUUAUUUAUCAAAUGAAAGCCAAAGCACAUUAAAAUUCACCCAAUGUCAAAUCAAUGCAGGUUUUCUAUGGACAUGUGUGCUUGUCCUGGGUCAUUUGUAUCAAUGUUUAUGGUAUUUAAAAAAACAAAACACUAAAAUGAAAUUUCAUACACGUGAUGUUGUAGUUGGGAACUGUGGGUGUGGUAUGUACAUAAAGGGUUGGGUGAGUCAUAUGGCUCUCAAACAGUUUCAUUAUUUAUUUAUUUCAUAUUUAUUUGUAUCCUGGCUUAGAAGCGUUGUACUCUGAAUUUUGUUCAUGUUUAGCUUCUCAUCUUUAGAAAACAAAAUGUAGUUCUCAGGCACACUUUCUGUAACACUGCGUUGAAUUGAAUUACCGGUUGUCAAUAUUUGUGAAAUGUUGUUAAGUAUUUAUUUACUCAUUGGUUGAGUUGCGUGCAACCUAACUUAUUCUAUAUCAUCACUUUGCAUCUGUAUCAUAUAAACUGUAACGACUGAUAGAUUGAAACCAAACUGUACUUCUCCCUUUUUACCAUAUAGCUUACAAAUGUUAGAGUAGUAUACAUGGUAGGAAAUCUAACUCUAGACUUGCAUGUAAUGUUGCUAUGCAUUUACGUAGCUAACAGGUUAGACAAAGCGGUUUUGUAUUUUUUAUACAUCAUGUACUUUUUUUACUUGUCCCUUAAUAAAAGUAAUUUUGUGAGUUUUA
This is a messenger RNA of Melanotaenia boesemani (Boeseman's rainbowfish), 2915 nucleotides long. RefSeq names its product SIN3-HDAC complex associated factor (gene sinhcaf). Gene Ontology annotation, biological process: negative regulation of cell migration. The record is from RefSeq and is a predicted model, not a curated record. The transcript is spliced from 6 exons. Bases 149 to 982 code for a protein of 277 amino acids. Lineage: Eukaryota; Metazoa; Chordata; Actinopteri; Atheriniformes; Melanotaeniidae.